AUGCCAAAGAACUUUGCACUACCCUCCGCGCUUGAACCAUAUAAGGGGUUCGGAGAUCCCCGAGCCCACGUGAAGAAGUUCCAAUCCAUGAUGUUCUUCAACAGUCCUAACAAUGAGCCCGUCCUCUGCCGGGCAUUUUCUACUUACCUCGAUGGUGCUGCAUUACUAUGGUUUUCUAAGCUGUCUGCAGAUUAUCUCGGCACCAUCAAACAAGGGCAGCACGAGAGCUUGAAGGACUACAUGACCAGACCUGGCAAAUUCUGGGAGACCAUUGCUAUAACAAAACCAAAAACACUAGAAGAAUUCCGGGAAAGGGCGGCAGGUCAAAUAGAGAUCGAAGAACUCCGUGAGGCCCAAAAAUCGGACAAACAACCACAUCGGAGAGAUGAAGAAAGAACUUUCAGAUCACCAGGUAACAGGGAUACUAAGAAGCCUUCCAAGCUCACACCGAAAUACAACACAUAUACCAGAUUCAAUACCAAGAGAGAAAACAUCAUCAAAGAAAUUCUCAACGCCAAAAUCAUAAAGCCACCAGCUCGAGUAGGGAGCUACCAGGAUCAAAGGUUCGUGGAUAAGGGCAAGCAUUGUGCUUUCCACCAGAAGUUCAGCCACACCACGGACGACUACAUUGUCGCAAAGGACCUCCUAGAAAUACUGGCGCGCCAAGGCCUUUUGGACAAAUAUGUCGAGAGUCGGAAAGCCAGAAGAGGAAACUCAGACAGGGAAGAGAACAAACAAACGGUGACAGACAAUAACAAAAAAGAGCAGAUAACUCCUGACCCACCAAGAGGAAUCAUUAGCCACAUAUCGGGAGGGUUUGCAGGUGGAGGUGAAACAAGCUCGGCCAGAAAGCGAAGCUACAGGGCGAUGCUGGCAAUCGAGGGAACCCUACAGUCAAAGAAUGACAAAGACCCAGACGUCACUAUAUCCUUCAACCAAGCAGACUUCAGAUCGGCAAGCCCUAACCUCGACGACCCCGUGGUAAUUUCCAUCCAGGUCGGAGAGCUGUUGGUAAGGAAAACAUUGCUGGACCCAGGUAGUAGUGCUGAUGUUUUAUUUUAUUCUACCUUUAAAAAGAUGAAAUUAUCAGAAAAACUGAUACAGCCCUCCUCGGGAGAGCUAAUUGGGUUCUCCAGAGAGAGAGUCCCCAUCAUGGGACAUAUAUGGCUAAGGACCACAAUGGGAGAGAUCCCUAUGUCGAAGUCCAUUGAUAUUCAAUACCUAAUAGUAGACUGUUAUAGCCCUUAUAAUAUUAUAAUUGGGAGACCCGCCUUGAAUAUAUUUAGAAUGGUGGUGUCCACAUUACACCUGUAUGUCAAGUUUCCAGUGCAGGAAAAAAGAUAG
Messenger RNA from Arachis duranensis, 1344 nucleotides. RefSeq lists its product as uncharacterized. The record is from RefSeq and is a predicted model, not a curated record. Lineage: Eukaryota; Viridiplantae; Streptophyta; Magnoliopsida; Fabales; Fabaceae. The transcript has 3 exons. Bases 1 to 1344 code for a protein of 447 amino acids.